This is a messenger RNA of Phaedon cochleariae (mustard beetle), 1989 nucleotides long. Lineage: Eukaryota; Metazoa; Arthropoda; Insecta; Coleoptera; Chrysomelidae. The record is from the annotation of a GenBank genome assembly.
UUGAACAAUAUUUGAACUAAUUAAAACCAUAAUGGAGUAUUCUAGUGAUAAUCAGUACAUGGAACCUAAGGAGUACAUGGAGGAUUUGAACAAUGAUGUAAAUGAGAGUAUUGAAGUUGAAGACCAACACACAGUUGCCACAGUCCUACAAAAUAAUGAUGCUGAGCACACAGAGCUGGUUGAAGUUGAAGAGCUGAUAUCUGAAACAAAUCUGAAAUUGAAGUAUCAUGAAGCUGAAACAGUUGUACAGUGUGAGAGCAAACAAAUUAUUUUGACACAAGAAUCAGAGAAAACUACAUUGCUCAUCCUUGGGGAACAAAAGAAGAAAUUGUUGCAGCUGAUAAAUGAUCAGCAAAAGUUGGCUGAAGAACUAAAAAUUGAAAAUGAAUUUUCCCAUAAAAAAAUUGAACAAUCAAAAGAUGAAUUAUUUUCUAUGCAGGAGCGUGUUGCUAAUAAUGAGGUGAUUGUUGGAAAGUUGAGUGAAUUCAUAAGAGGAAUGAAAAGCAGUUAUGAUAAUUUGAACCUGAAAAAUGCAUAUUAUUCAAAGAAAGCUUCUGACCAGACGAAGAAGUUUGAUAAUUUGCAAUCUUCUUCAAGAUCAAAGAUUGAUCAAUUGAAAAUGAAAAUUGAGGAAAAAAAUAGACUACUGAAUAAUGAUAAUAAUGCUCUUCAAAAUGAGAAUCUUCUCUAUAAGCAACAAAUUGUUCAACAAAGAGAGAAGUUAGAUCAACUUGACCAACAGCAAAAACAUAAAGAAAUGCUGGAGAAACAAAUCACUUCCUUAAAAGUUAAACAAAGACAAUUAGAAGAGUUAUUAGCUGUUAAAAAAGCUAAUGAAGAAGACCUGGAGAGAAAUAUAUUGCAGUUGAAGAAAGAUGAGGCUCCCCUGAUAGAUAUCAGCAAUGAAUUAGAAAAAAAGAAGUCAAAACUUUGCCUUCUUUCUACCAAUAUUGAUGAUAUUAAAGAAAUAUUGCUUGAAAACCACAGAAUAAAUGAAUCCAAGGAGAAAGAACUUGAAAUUAAGAUGCAGGAAUUAUGUGGGGUUGAGGAUAAAAUGGGCAUACUCUUUGAGGAACUAAAAGAUAGGCAGAGCAAUAUUAAUUUGAAUUCUGAAUUAUAUGAAGAGGAGUUGAAUUCAGCAAAAAAGCCAUUAGAUAUGUUGAAUAACCACAUUUCUUCAUUGAAAGAAGAAAAUAACAAUUUGAAACUGGAACAGGAUCUCAUUAUAAGACAGUACACAGAGAAGCUAGAGGAGAAAACUCAACUCAUUGCUAUGAAAUGCUCUUUUGAAGAAAAAUUAAUGGCAGAACAGCCAAUUAAAGCUAACAUUCAGUUUUUAGAUGAACAUAUUGAAUUGGAGAAAUCAAAAGUUGACAAGUAUCAAGCAAAAAUAGAGGAGUUAUCCAAGGAUAACUAUGUACAUGAUUUGACAAAAAAUAAAGCCUAUCUCAUUUCCUCCAAGGAAUAUCUAACUGAUAAACUUGAAAAUGCCAAAGCAGAACUUGACACACUUAAGACUAGUUUGAGUAGAGCACAUGAAGAACAAUACAAAUCAGAAGAGGAUAUUGAGAAAAAACUGAAAAAAAUUGAAAAUUUGAAGAAAAAACUACUUGAGAACAAUAAGGAAGAUAUUCAGAGACCUGACACCCCAGUAGGAAUUCUGAAAUCUACUGCAUGUGCCAAACCAUGUCCCAUCUCUCCAAAAAAGGUGCAGUUUGUUGGUGUAUCAUCUACAGAUUCCAGUUGUCUAAGUGGACAAGGGGUUCGAGAAAAUGAGUCUGAGCUCUUUGAUAAGCUUCUAGAGAAUUUUCAGAAGCACAAGCAAACUGGAGGACACAUGAAAAAGAGAAAACUAGAGUUAGAGUGAGAAUAAGUCUCAAUGAAGUUGUAAUUCACAUUUUUUGCUUGAUUUGAAAAUGUUUCAAUUUGUUCUCAAGUAUGCAAGAAAAAGUUGUUUCAACAUGAAAUUAAGUAGGCACUAUUCCUUUC